UAAUUAAAUUUUGUGUCAGGAAGUGAUAUUUUACGAAAUUUCUGGUCCGUAUUGAAAAAUGAAAAAUCCCAUUAAUUCACUGCACGGUGUAGACGGCCGCUUAGGUUCGUGGUAGAGUCGUGAGCGGCGGAGACCGGCCCUGAAAACGGAGUCCGGUUAAUCCGUUUUCCGUUCAAUUCCAACCUUCGAAUCAAUCCCAACCCUAAACCCAAAUCCGUAACCACCAGUUCAAAAUCCCUUUUCAGAAAUGAACAGUCAAGAACAUCCCCAAUCCUUCCUCAAUUACUGGGGCAACAUCCCCGAAGAAGAUUAUUUCACAUCUCAACGAAUCAAAGCCUCCAAGUCCUUCUACACUUCCCCUCGCGGUCUCAAGCUCUUCACUCGUUCAUGGCUUCCUCUUCCUCCGACCCCUCCUCGCGCUCUCAUCUUCAUGGUCCAUGGCUAUGGCAACAACAUCAGCUGGACCUUCCAAGCCACUUCCAUCUUCCUUGCUCAGAUGGGUUUCGCUUGUUUUGCUCUUGACCUUGAAGGCCAUGGCAGAUCUCAAGGUCUCAAGGCUUUCGUUCCCAAUGUUGACUCUGUCGUUCACGAUUGUCUCUCCUUCUUCAAUUUCCUCAAACUCGACCCCCAAUUUCAAGGUCUACCCUGUUUCCUCUACGGUGAGUCAAUGGGCGGUGCGAUUUGUUUGAUGAUUCAUUUCGCUGAUCCAAAAGGGUUUGAUGGUGCUGUUCUCGUCGCACCCAUGUGUAAAAUCUCUGAUAAUGUGAAACCCCAUUGGCCGAUUCCUCAAUUUCUUACGGCGGUUGCGAAAUUUCUUCCCACUUUGGCGAUUGUUCCGACGGCGGAUUUGUUGGAUAAAUCGGUGAAGGUGGAAGAGAAGAAGAUUGUGGCGGAGAUGAAUCCGAUGAGGUAUAGAGGAAAACCCAGAUUAGGAACUGUCGUGGAGCUUCUUAGAGUGACAGAGCACUUGAGUCAAAGGUUGAAGGAUGUGAGUUUGCCAUUCAUCGUCCUCCAUGGAAAUGCGGAUGUAGUUACAGAUCCGGAUGUGAGCAAGACUUUGUACGAAGAAGCGAAGAGUGAGGACAAAACGAUUAAGAUUUAUGAAGGAAUGAUGCAUUCUAUGUUGUAUGGGGAAACUGAUGAGAAUGUAGAAAUUGUUCGAAACGAUAUUCUUCGUUGGUUGAAUGAAAGAUGCAGAACAGGAUAAAUGUUGAUGCUGAUGAUGAUGAUUGGAAUUAGUUGCAUUAGUGCAUUUGAAAUUGUUUGGUUAUUUGAAUUAUGUAAUACUUUUUUGGGUUUUGUGCAUAUCCAUAGUUCUUUUGCUUGUGGUUUUGAUAAAAGGAGAUUUUUUUUUUU
Messenger RNA from Cucumis melo (muskmelon), 1356 nucleotides. Its product is annotated as caffeoylshikimate esterase. Lineage: Eukaryota; Viridiplantae; Streptophyta; Magnoliopsida; Cucurbitales; Cucurbitaceae. Gene Ontology annotation, cellular component: membrane. The record is from RefSeq and is a predicted model, not a curated record. Bases 248 to 1207 code for a protein of 319 amino acids. The transcript has a single exon. Gene Ontology annotation, molecular function: lipase activity.